UGAAGCGAGGAGAAUUUAGUCUUUGGAACGGGAGGGUGAUCGACUUCGUUCUAAGAUUUCUUUACUGGAGUCCAAGUGCAGGUAAUUUGGUUCUGCGUGCAAUCUAUUUCUGGAAAUGGCACAACUGCUCAGAUGCCGACUCGGUUGAGUGCAACCCAUCCACCCUUAAAAGUGGGAGCACCCAAAUGUGGAAUUUAGGGUGCAACUGCUUGUUUAGAAGAAUUGUUGAUUUUAGCAGCUGCUUGUUUAGAUGCAUAUGGGGAUGACAGUGUGAAGUAUCCGUAAUGGAAGUUUGUUAUAAGGGUGAGCAUGCAUAUGUUCCUAUAACUCAAGAAAGGUUACUGGCAGGCAUUAUCUACGAGGAUUCAACCUGGAUUGGAACAAAAGAUUGUUAUUCUGCGAGAUUCGUAUCUUCAGGUGAUCAAUUGGCAAUUGCUAAGGAAAAUGAGCGUCGGUUGGGAAUGGGUACAAAGGCAUGCUUGUUUGAUUGUGUCUACAAAUGCUGUCUUAUACAAGCUGACAAACUAAAGAAGUCAUUGGAGGAUGAAAUUCACUUUCUCAAGGGAAGGGUUUCAGAACUUGAAAGUGAUUUUGUGUCAAAGUCCCCAGAAGUUACAUCUACAGUUUUAGGGAAAGAAGAAGCUCUAUUGUGUCUGAAUUCAACUACAAGUUACAACCAAUGGCAACUUCUGUAA
This is a messenger RNA of Magnolia sinica, 695 nucleotides long. RefSeq lists its product as uncharacterized. The coding region runs from base 285 to 695 and encodes 136 amino acids. The transcript has 7 exons. Lineage: Eukaryota; Viridiplantae; Streptophyta; Magnoliopsida; Magnoliales; Magnoliaceae. The record is from RefSeq and is a predicted model, not a curated record.